CAGAUGCCACCACAAAUCAGCGACAGAGGACGUCAACGAAACCAGGCAGCAGUAACUCCCGGACGGAGUGGAGGAGCCUCCGUUUCUGUGAGAAGACCGACUGAGACGAAAAGGCACGGACGACCAUUACACCUAGACGGCCCUAGUUAGUUAGUUAGUUAGCUCAAAAACCGAAGUUAACCUAGUUACUAAUUAGAUUUAAAAACUUUCAAGGCAGAGACAGAAGGUCAGCUCACUUGGCGGCAGACAUCGCUAUGGCCCAGGAGACCAAUCAGAGCCCAGUUCCUAUGCUCUGUGCCACCGGCUGUGGUUUCUAUGGCAACCCCAGGACUAAUGGCAUGUGCUCCGUGUGCCACAAGGAGCACCUGUCAAGACAGAACAAUGGAGGAGUCAGUUCUUUGAGCGCUGUGGGCAGCAGCAGUGGGCCCACAGCUGAGGCCUCUGCCAUCCAGAGGUUAGAGGCCACCUUGAAUAAUGCUGCAGCUGCUGCAGUCGCUGCUGCAGAGGUGGCAGCGGAGGCCGCCGCCUCUGCUGAGGCUGUCGCCACCGAGGCUCUCAGCGGGGUUUCAACGGCCAUUUCUGUAACACAACAGAUGACUGAGAUGAGUCUGUCUUGUGAGGAGAAAGGAGCAUCAGGGAGUAAAGCAGAGCUCACAGAGCCAGUGGUGAGUCAGCCCACAGUCUCAGCCUCCCAUCCCUCCACUGCUGGCAGUGAAGAGUCCAAAACCCCAGAGCCCCCGAAGCCCAAGAAGAAUCGCUGCUUUAUGUGCCGCAAAAAGGUUGGCCUCACAGGUUUUGACUGCCGCUGUGGGAAUCUGUUCUGCGGACUCCACCGUUACUCCGACAAGCACAACUGUCCGUACGACUACAAAGCCGAAGCCGCCGCCAAGAUUCGCAAAGAGAACCCCGUGGUCGUCGCCGACAAGAUCCAGAGAAUAUGAAGAAGACUCUCGGUUUGACUUUGAAUACCGGGAGCUGUUGGAUUUAUGGAAAAAUAGACUUGAGCUCAACCUUCUUGGUGAAGGAUCUGCUUUUCUUUUCUGGUUUAUUACACAUUGAGGACAUUUUCCCCGCCCAGUGCAUGAACGUUCACAUAUAUUUUCAGCUUUGUUCUCGUUUGGGUGUGAGUCUAACACUUUUCAGGGGGUUGCAUUGAACAAGAAAAUAAGUGUGUGAGAGAAUGGGUUCUGUAUAUUCUGAGAAGUGACUGAGGGAGGUUGCUGAAGAAAAAUUCAUGGCCCGUUUUCUGUUUUUCUUUUUGAGAAAAUGUUGCUGGCUGUCCGGUCUGUUUCGUGAUCCUCCUCCAGAUCACUUGAACUCUGCCUGGAAAGCACACUCAGACAUUUUCAGGCUUUCGUUCGGACUCUCAGACUCUUACUGCUGUUGGCUGACGGCAUCAUCUCAGCCGUUGCUUGCUCUCUGCUGGCUUGAGUAGCAAAAUGGAUAUAUCUCUCUCCCCCCACCCCCCCUUCUUUUUUUGUUUUUUCGGCCUCCACUCUAACUCUGUGAGCUCAGAGUUGAACCCUCCCGACUUGUCAGACUUUUGCGUCCUGGUGAGUUAUUAUCAAUCUGAUGAAAAUGCUUCUCUGUGCCGCCGGAAUCUCGUCCACUCUUGCCCGCCUGCGACACACAGCUCAGACAUGUUGCUAAAAAAAGGACUUUGAAAAAAAAAAAGACUUUUGUUGCAAGCCUUUUCUUGCCAGCUCAUAUCCCUUCCCAUCCUGCUGUGUGCGCGGCACUAGAAACACAAUGUAGUUUGACGGUGUAUUUCAGUUUUCUCUCAUUGAUCUCGGACUGAAUGCUGUGACUCGCUCUGUGUCCGGGACCUGGAGGGCAGGACACGAGGACCUCUGCUUUUUAGGUCUUUAAAACCAUCCACUGAAGUCACAUGACGAUACAUGUCACCCAACUGUGACGUUUGUUUCCUUUUUUUUUUUCUUUUGUUGUUGUUGUUUUCCAGAAAAGUGGUGUGUAUGCCGUGUGUUGUUGUAUGACAAGUAGCCUACACUUGUAUUAAAUUUUUUUUUUGCCUUUUUUGGAAGGGUUUAGCUCCACUAAUAUUUUCAUCUUUUACUUCACUAUUGAAUGUUUUCUUCUAAUUUUUAAUGUGAGCUGACAAAUUCACAACAUCGGGAGUGUUGAGAUUGUGUAUCAAACACGAGUGUGUGUUUGUGGGAGUAGAUGUGGUUGGCUGGUGUGUGAGUAUUGUAUGAGGCCAAGUGGUUGUGUGCCGCGGUGACUAGUGAGACCUGUGGACGUAGGUUAUUAAUAAUUUUUCUUUUUUUUUUUUUUUGGUCUGGCUGCUUGAUGUGUGUUUUUGUUUUUUACCCUUUAGUUAUGCAAGUUUGUACAAACAUCUUUAUUUAUAUACUGCAGUGCGCGUAAUCUUCCAAUAAUACAGAAUAAAUUGUAUGAUGUAAAUAAAUUAUGUUCAAAAAUAUAAA
This is a messenger RNA of Lates calcarifer (barramundi perch), 2444 nucleotides long. It is a transcript of the gene zfand5b, whose product is annotated as zinc finger, AN1-type domain 5b. NCBI's taxonomy places the organism in Eukaryota, Metazoa, Chordata, Actinopteri, Centropomidae. Gene Ontology annotation, molecular function: DNA binding; zinc ion binding. The coding region runs from base 255 to 941 and encodes 228 amino acids. The transcript has 6 exons. The record is from RefSeq and is a predicted model, not a curated record.